Molecule: messenger RNA, 1635 nt
Organism: Bradysia coprophila
Lineage: Eukaryota; Metazoa; Arthropoda; Insecta; Diptera; Sciaridae
Product: ectonucleotide pyrophosphatase/phosphodiesterase family member 5-like
Source: RefSeq, a predicted model, not a curated record
AUGCCAAUUCCUGUCGUUUUUACGUUUCGAUUUGCAGGUCUAAUGACAUUAUCGGAGAAGGGAACACAUUCCAAUUUGGCAAGACUGCAAAGCAAUGCCAACGGCAAUAACGAUGAAGCAACACCAACCACCACAUUAGCUGCACCAAUAAAUCGUAGAUUCAGUUAUACCUCUUCUCUUAGGAAGAAUGUUCAUCGACUGACACAUAAGCAUUUCAUCAACAUGAAAUCGAUUAUCGUCGGUGUGGCUACUUUGUUCAUCAUUCAGAUGUUCUAUUCACCUGCCGAUGCCAUUCCACAACUCUCUAAACAUCCAGUCGUACUUGUUGUAUCUUUCGAUGGAUUUCGAUACGAUUAUUUGGAAAAAACGGAUACGCCAAAUUUAAGAGCUCUGCAAAGGGAAGGUGUCACGGUACCAUAUAUGACACCGCAGUUUCCAUCAAAUACAUUCCCGAAUCAUCACUCGAUCGCUACUGGUCUGACUCCGGAUAAUCAUGGUGUCACUGACAACACAUUUUACGAUCCACUGCUCGGUAAGAAUCUCAGCGGAUUCACUGAUGAUUGGGAAUUUUGGAAUUAUUCUCCGGAUGUACUGCCCUUCUAUAUUAGGAACGAACUAGCCGGAGAUGAAAGAUACAGUGGAUGUUAUAUGUGGGCCGGAUCUUCGACACCGUACGGAGCUGAUAAUGAAUUUCGACCAACGCACUAUGUUGCAUACAACGCAAGUAUUCUGUGGUCGGAACGGGUAGACACGGUUAUUGAGUGGAUUACCGACGCAGAAAAACCGGCAAACAUGGUUUUCCUUUAUUAUAACGAGCCAGAUUCGGCCGGUCACUCCUUCGGCACAGAUGACGACCGAACUGUCCAAAUAAUUCAAGAGAGCGAUGAUCGAGCAGGAAUGCUGUUUGACAAACUUAGGGCCGCUGAAAUUUACGAUCAAAUUAACAUUAUCAUUCUGGCUGAUCAUGGAAUGCAAACUGUUACUCGCGAGAGGAUCAUCACUACCACCGAUAUUAUUGAUCGAAACUUAUACCAGCGCCUUGGUUCAUCUCCAGUUUAUCAUAUUUUACCAAAUGAUCCAGACGAUACUGAACGAAUUUAUGAAGCAUUUAAAGCUGCAUCCUACACGAAUGGAUUUUCCGCUUAUAAGAAAGAGGAACUCACCCAUUUGAAGUACAGUAAAAAUAGGCGUAUCAUGCCCAUUUUACUUUUGGCUGAUCCCGGUUUCGCUUUUGAAAACGUCAAUCCCAAUCCUAACUACGGAGUUCAUGGAUAUGAUCCAAAAUUUGUGAACAUGAGCGCCCUAUUUAUCGCUGCUGGCCCACAGUUUAAGAAAGGAUAUACUUCCCAACUUCCAGUGAAUAAUAUCGAUUUAGUGCCAUUGUUUGCAAAGAUUAUGAAUGUGGCUGAUGUGCCAUCAGACGGUACAGUAGAAAGAGUUGAAUUGCUUUUGGCACCGAUCGAGACACCAACGGACGCACCAACCGAUGCACCAACUGGCGCACCAACUGACGCACCAACUGACGAACCAAAUGACGCACCAACUGAUGCACCGGAAGAUAAUUCUGCCGUUAGGUGUGCAAGCCUUACAACGAUUAUGGUUGCUAUUACACAAAUUGUUGUAUUUAAUCUUUGA